Molecule: messenger RNA, 2367 nt
Organism: Penicillium salamii
Lineage: Eukaryota; Fungi; Ascomycota; Eurotiomycetes; Eurotiales; Aspergillaceae
Source: the annotation of a GenBank genome assembly
AUGCCAUCUCCCGGAUUACCGAGUGGUUCGUUGUCGUUGCCAUCAGAGCAACCAUUUGGCGACUCUCAAUUGAGUGCCCCGAACAGCUCCCGCGCGUCGGAAAUUGGGGAGCCAGGUGCAGAUAGCCUCGACCCUGUUACAAACCAAUCGACCAACGGUCACUCCCCAGACGCAUUUGCAGAGGGAAAGCAAGGCACGAAAAACAUGCUAGCUGCUUCGGGCGCGUCAGACCCUGGCAGUGAGGGCUCCAACGGCACACCCCAAUCCAACGGCACAGGCACAAAUGAUUCCACGAUAAAGCGAUCUCGUGAUGGAUCCGCUGCCCAGUCCACCGAAGUCGCCGGGGCAAUGGCCGUACGCACUCGCGACCCACCGCUCGACAAGAUCCUUCUGUCGCAGUACGUUGAUCGCGAAUUCCAGCACUCAGCUGCAAGUGCCUGGCAAAACCCAGGUCAAGAAUUACAGAAAAAUAAAAAGGCGGAACGCGAUUUCUACUUGACAGUUCGUCGCGAGAACCAGCAUAACCCGGCUGCAUUAUAUGGGGUUGGAUAUGAGGGUUUUGGAAAUCCACGCACCGACCUUCGCAACCAACAUCCCCAGCUCUUGUACCCUACCCAUCGCCGUCGACCAGGAAAUCGGAAAACUCGAGAACUACGGAUCUCGAGACGCGAAGCGAAAAUCCAGAACGAGCAAACGGAAGAUCUCGUGCCUGUGCGCUUGGAUAUUGAUUGGGAAAAGGUCAAAAUCCGUGAUACCUUCACAUGGAACUUGCACGACCGAGUUGUCUCUCCAGAUCUGUUCGCCGAGAAGCUGGUCGAAGACAUGGGUCUCGCGCUAGAGACUUCAAUCCCUCUAGUGCGAAUGAUCUCCCAGAGCAUCCAGGACCAGGUUAUCGAUUACUAUCCGCAUCUCAACAUACACGAAGACGCUCUCGACCCUCAGUUACCAUAUACUGCGUAUAAGAAUGACGAGAUGCGCAUUUCAGUCAAGCUGAAUAUCACUAUCGGCCAACAUACCCUCAUUGAUCAGUUCGAGUGGGAUAUCAACGACCCCAGCAAUUCUCCCGAAGAAUUCGCCUUGCGUAUGACCGACGACUUGUCACUCUCUGGUGAAUUCACUACUGCUAUUGCCCACUCGAUUCGCGAGCAAGCUCAACUUUUCACCAAAUCCUUGUAUAUUGUCGCUCAUCCAUUCGACGGUCGCCCGAUAGAGGAUCCAGACCUUCACACCUCUUUCCUUCCCACUCCUGUGGCUUCUGCUUUCCGCCCAUACCAAUCUGCCAAAGAGCAUACUCCUUAUCUUUACGAACUCAACGAAGCAGACCUCGAACGCACGGAGAUCUCUAUCUCUCGAGAACAACGUCGCCAGAAGCGGUCAAUUAACCGUCGGGGUGGCCCUGCUCUACCAGAUCUCAAGGAUCGUCAGCGUACGAUCCGCACGAUGAUAGUCUCCUCCGUGAUUCCCAACUCGGUGGGAUCCUUUGAAGAGAGCAAUGUCAUCAAGCGCACCGGCUCGGGUCGCCGACGUGGCAUGGCUGGGAACCGGGGCGAUGAUGAUUCAGACGAGUUUGAUAGUGACGAUUCCUCUGUUGGAUCUCCUGCCAUCGGACCCAACCUUGCACAGGGUACUGCCCGUACAAGAGGUAUGAGGGGUGCGGCAACCGCUGCCCAUGCAGCCCUUCGUGCCAGCCUGGGGCAGUCAGCAACCCCUGAGCCAGUCUUCCAUGAACCUCGAGUCUCCGCCCGGAGACAACAAUACCGAGAGGAGAGUAUAGAGGAAUCUGAGAGACUGAUUGUCAAACUGAAGAUCUCGCGCGACAAAUUGGUCGAUUUGAGAAACGGAAGGCGCAUUGUCUCCCAGGCUGCCCAGACUGCGCGCGCAAUGGCACCUCCACUAGACAAGCAAUCCCGCAUUCACCCUCCACCUCGGCCUCAGCAGACCGGCGCAGUCGAUGCUCCGAAUCCCCCACAACCCGGUGUCUUAGGCCCCGAACCACCCAGUUGGCUGGCCACCGGUCUCAACAAGCUCAAACAAUCCCACACCAACGACUCCUUCGAGGGCGUCAUGCGGUAUUCCGCCGUUGACACAAACACCCUAGCCCCAGUGGCCAAUCCAAACAACCUCCAGCAGGGCCAGAAGAUCAAAUAUCAAUAUCUCCCUCGAAUCCGCUGCCACGACUGUCCUGGGAAGCUCUACACACCAGGCCCAGGUAUGACGGUGGAUAACUUUGAAGUCCACCUUCGGAACAGGCAACACAAGGAGCGUGUUGAAGAGCGUCUUGCGAAGAACGGUGGUUUCGGUGGCGAAGCGAGUGCCAGCGCCAGCCCUGCUCCCGUUGUACACGCCUCUCCCUCUGGACAGCCAUAG